GUUGUGGGGGAGCACGGGGGGCCUGAGGCACGGGUGGGUGGGGGACGACCGUGGUCAGAAGGUGGAGGGCCAGGGCCUCCGCCAAACCAGCAGCAGCUGCAGCAGCAGCAGGUGUUUGGUAUGGUGGAUAGGACCGUGGGGGGUGCUGGGGUGCAGGGCUCCCUUGCCCCCAAACAGAACCAAACCCAGGGGCCUCUGCCACCAGGGGCCCAGCCUCCACCGCCAGGGCUCCACGUCGGGCCCCUGGCGGCCCCUACUGCCGGCAUCGGUCCCGGCCCCGGCCAUACCACCGCCCAUGGCCCAGGACCUGUACCUGUACCCGGGCCGGGGCCGGACCUCAGGGAGCCCCCAGAGUGGGGCAGAAAGCUGCAGCCCAGCCACCUUGACCCGGGCUCGGCCUCGCUGCUGCGCCGCAACAAGAAGAAGGCCGAGAGCAUGCUGCGCAACGACUCGCUCAGCUCCGACCAAUCCGAGUCCCUCCGGCCGCCCCCGCCCCGCCCCUACAAGGGCAAACGGGGCGGGGGCAACAAGAGGCAGAUAUCCUUCAGCAGCUCGGAGGAAGAGGGGGGGUCCACACCCGAGUACACCAGCUGUGAGGAUGUGGAGAUUGAGAGUGUCAGCGAGAGAGGUGAGAGAGGUGACUGGGAGUGCUACCCGCUGGAUCCAACUGCAUGGCAUAAGACACGCUCUCCUCAGCAUCCAGUUACAUGGCAGCCAUCCAAGGAAGGUGAUCAUUUAAUCGGCCGCAUCACUCUGACCAAGAGGACAGCCAUGCCCAAAGAGGCCGGUGCCAUGCUCGGGUUAAAGGUGGUCGGUGGGAAGAUCACAGAGACGGGGCGACUCGGGGCUUUUAUCACCAAAGUAAAAAAGGGCAGCCUGGCUGACGUGGUGGGCCAUCUACGUGCAGGUGAUGAGGUGCUUCAGUGGAACGGAAGAUCGUUGCCAGGAGCAACCAAGAAAGAAGUUUACAAUAUCAUUUUGGACUCCCAGUCCGAACCCCAAGUGGAGCUGGUGGUGUCCAGGCCCAUUGGGGUGCAUAAAAGGCUUUAUGACAUACCAAGAAUCCCAGAAACAUCCCAUCCUCCAUUAGAAUCUACAGGUUCAAGCUCCUUUGAGUCCCAGAAGAUGGAGAGGCCGGUCAUCUCCAUCCUCUCCCCGUCCAGCCCUGGAGGUCUGCGAGACGCCCCCCAGACCCUGCCCGGGCAACUCUCAGUGAAAAUGUGGUACGAUAAAGUUGGACACCAGCUGAUAGUUAACGUUCUCCAGGCCAUCGAUCUGCCGGCCAGGCAAGAUGGCCGCCCCAGGAACCCCUACGUCAAAAUGUACUUCCUGCCUGAUCGCAGUGAUAAGAGUAAGAGGAGAACGAAAACGGUGAAGAAGAGUCUGGAGCCCAAGUGGAACCAGACGUUCCUGUACUCUCACGUGCACCGGCGCGAAUUCAGAGAACGCAUGCUGGAGAUCACCAUAUGGGACCAACCUAGAGUACAGGAGGAGGAGAGCGACUUCAUGGGAGAGAUGCUGAUUGAGCUGGAGACUGCCCUGCUGGACGACAAGCCUCACUGGUACAAGCUGCAGACACACGACGUGUCCUCCAUCCCCCUGCCCAACCCCUCGCCAUACCUCCAUCGGAGACACCCGCACGCAGACACGCCCGGGAAGCGGCUGCAACGAUCUCAACGCAUCACAGAAACAGAUUAUGAUGAUGGUAUUGGCGUAGUGGCCACAGCUGAAGAGAACCGCUCGCGGGAUCGAGAGAGAGAAAGGGACAGAGACGUGGAGAGAGGACGAGAAAGGGACAGGUCGUCUGCCAAUCUGGAGGUCCCGGACGCCGCCUGCUCCCUCCACCACCGCUCACGCUCCGUGUCGCCUCGCCGAGAGGACCAGAGCAGAGCUCGCUCGCGGCCCCCUAACGUCCCAACGCAGAGGAGCUUGGAUGAGGGUCAUCAUGGCCGUCGAUCACGAUCCCCAACCCGUUACCAGGACCACAACCGUUGUCAUCAGGAGAGAGAAUAUGUAGAUGAAAGACAACCAAGACCUCUGGACAAACCUAGCUGUCAGACACUCGGCAAGAAAAUCUCUGACAGUGACAGGACACAUCCACACGGUAACCCCGCGUACACCUCAUCCACAGGGACUGCAACGGCCACGCGCAGGGGCAGGCAGCUACCGCAGGUUCCCGCCAAAAUUAGCAGUGUAGAGGAAGCCCUUGCAGCAGAGGAGCGAGCUCGCUCGAUGAAAGUACAUUCCUACAGAACGCCAGGCCCCUCCAGUGCUAGCCAGGACCUGGAGAGGGCGCUGAAGAGUAAACGAGAGCUUUACAAAGAUCAGCGAAAGAGCUGUGAAAAUGUAUCCCACAAGUCCUCGGACAGUGAUGUCAGCGAUGUGUCAGCCAUCUCUCGAGCCAGCAGUGCCUCUCGGAUCAGUAGCACCAGCUACAUGUCCAUCCAGUCAGAACGGCCCCGGGGGAGACUCAGGUCUAAGUCUUUAGAGGGAUGUGAGGGUGAGGAGAGGAAAGAGAGGAGGAUAACGUGGAAAGUAAACGGGACAGACGACGAGCUGCUGGAAAGACACUCUGAUGAGGGGGACCUCAGUCGUCAGAUGCGCCCGUCGGGCCGGAGCAUGCUGAAGAGCACGAGCGUGAGCGGCGAGAUCUACUCCAUGGAGCGCACGGACGGCAGCCAGUCGGACACGGCGCUGGGCACGCUGGGCGGCGGCAGCGGCAAAAAGCGGCGCUCCAGCCUGAGUGCCCGCGUGGUCGCCAUCGUGGGCCUGCCGUCCCGCCGCAGCCGCAGCACCUCCCAGCUCAGUCAGACAGAAGCUGCCCAGAAGCAGAAGACCAAGGGGAGCCAGGGUGGCAUCCAGCGCAGCCAGGAGACUGGCAUGGCGGUGGAGUACCCGCGCAAUGCCAUGGCCCGCCAGGCCAGCCGCGAGUCUACCGACGGCAGCAUGAACAGCUACAGCUCUGAGGGGAAUCUGGUCUUCUCAGGGAUGAGGCUUGGUGCUGACAGCCAGUUCAGUGACUUCUUGGAUGGCCUUGGCCCCGCCCAGCUGGUGGGGAGACAAACCCUGGCCACGCCCGCCAUGGGAGACAUCCAGAUUGGCCUGAUGGACAAGAAAGGUCAGCUGGAGGUAGAGGUGAUUAGGGCACGUGGCCUUACACCCAAACCAGGAUCCAAAAACCUCCCAGCUCCCUACGUCAAGGUCUACUUACUGGAUAACGGGGUGUGUAAAGCCAAAAAGAAAACCAAGAUUGCACGAAAAACACUCGACCCGUUAUACCAGCAAGUGCUGCUUUUUGACGAGAGUCCACAGGGUAAAGUUCUCCAGGUCAUAGUCUGGGGUGACUAUGGGCGAAUGGACCACAAAUCCUUUAUGGGAGUUGCACAGAUCCUAUUGGAGCAGCUUGAUCUUUCAAGCACAGUGAUUGACUGGUACAAACUCUUUCCUCCUUCCUCAUUGGUGGAUCCUACGCUAGCUCCACUCGCCCGACGGGCUUCCCAGACAUCACUUGAUAGUUCUUCAGGGCCGCCAGGCGUGCGGUCCUAGUGAAGGGGCAUACAGGAUCCCCUUCCCCACUCCCCUCCCAGGAUCACCUGAGUGGACCAAGGACACAUACCUGUGGCAACAAUCAGAGCCCUGAGAGACGGAAAAAGACAAACCAGAAUCACGAUCAAAGCUUUUGCUGGAGCCUGACAAUCACUUCUCCACCCCUUUUGUAUUUGGGUUCUUUGCAUUUUUGUCUUUUGUUUUCUGGACUCUCAAGGUUUACUUUUGUGCCAUUGUACACCAAUCUCCUUUGUUGUUUUCUAUUGCUGGCUUCAUUCAUUCUGAAUGUGACUUGGUUCCAUUCAGUUCCUGAGCGGAGGCGGGAACAGACCGUUCGUUGACUAAACUGGCCAAUCAAAGUAGUGAUGACUGACUCUAGCCAGUCAACAGUGUCAGUGACAUCAUCUUGUUCAUUCUUCCUCCUUGCCAUAUAAGGAGUAUGGUCGUGUUCGGGACAGGUGAGGCAGGCCACUGUAAGACUGAGAGGCCCCUCCCUUCCAGGGGUUUUACCAUAGGUCAAAGGUCACAUAGCUAGAUGCUGACCUUAACAAGUCUGUUUACAGAAGAUCUCUCCCACUGCUUCGCCUUGUCACUGUACUCUUAUUUUGGUACAGGGGCACACACACACACACACACAAACACCAUACAUACACAUAUACAUGCACACACCACACACACACACGCGUGGAAUGUGAAGACCUGUGUUAUGUUUCCUGACAUUUGUUUCCAAAUUGUGUAAAACAUAAGUAAUAUACUGGGCAGUUAUGGGAAGCCUCUUCCGUAAGUUUUCUUUUUCCUCUAAUUAGCAGGCAUUCCCUUUUGUUGUUAGCACAGCGUGCCCUUUUGUAAGUGCACUCGAAUUAGCUUCCCCCGCCCCCAUCCUUCCACAGGCUGUUGAUGUUCAGCCUGAGUUUCAGCAUAAGCCACUUUCAGUUGUUGCCAUGACAUCACAGAAUGCGUCACAUUGACACAUCGUUUUGCCUUGGCAACUGCCAAUCAAGGUCAGAUAUGAUUAAGGGAAUGGUCUGCAGAUGUUUAACAAAUGUCAUUCUUUUAGAACAGUUUUAUGUUUGUUUUUGGGAUUUAAAGCAAGCACAAAAGCCUGAUUUGUUUUUCAAAUAGCAGAAAGUUGUAGCUUUUUGAGAAACAGAUAACCACUCUUUGAAAGAGCUUGAUUUUGUCCCCUAUUCUUUAAGCUGUUUUAUUUUCUUCUCGUUUUUAAUUUUUUAAUGUUUCUCAAAAAAAAUUCACACACAAAACCCCUCUCUCCAUCUAAAUGUGGCAGUAAAAUGCAGGUUGUGUUUUGACAAAGUCCAGAGAUCUUCUCGAUACAAAAAAGAGACAAAAGACGACAUAAGCCACCCUCUCCUUCCCCGUGCCGAAGGAGCAAGCAUGCCUCUGGAACGGUCCCAAACUGCAUGCACAUUUUGUAAACACGACGGAUGAGAAUAAAAAAAAUAAAAUAAGAGACGAACAGACUCGUGUGUUAGUUCCACAUACUGUAGGCAAGCUUGUGUGUUGCAUGGACCUGUACAGUUUGUUCCUAUUUAAUAUGAAUAGAUUAGCCAAUGAACUGAAGCCAUCCAUUUCAUACAUGGUUGUCUGGCCAGGUCACGCCCC
Messenger RNA from Clupea harengus (Atlantic herring), 5166 nucleotides. RefSeq names its product regulating synaptic membrane exocytosis 1a (gene rims1a). NCBI's taxonomy places the organism in Eukaryota, Metazoa, Chordata, Actinopteri, Clupeiformes, Clupeidae. Gene Ontology annotation, biological process: calcium ion-regulated exocytosis of neurotransmitter; regulation of synaptic plasticity; intracellular protein transport. Gene Ontology annotation, cellular component: presynaptic membrane; cytoskeleton of presynaptic active zone. The record is from RefSeq and is a predicted model, not a curated record. Gene Ontology annotation, molecular function: transmembrane transporter binding; small GTPase binding.